AUGUCUACUACAGAUGCCACUAUCAACACCAAGACGGGCAGUCACCCCGUGGAUCCCUACAAGACCCAGAACUUCGAAGACCCGCCUCUCCCUCAGAAGAUCGAAGAGCUGGUUGAAUUUAUCAACAUAGUUAAAUUUGGCAUGUUGACAACCAAGCAGUCAGAGGGCGACUUUCUGGCCUCAAGAUGCAUGGCAUUAGCCGCGACGGAAAACGGCGGCGUUGACCUCAUCUUCCACACAAACCUCUUCUCCGGCAAAACAAUGGAUCUCACCGUGCACCCCAAAGAAACAAAUAUGUCCUUCCUGGACCUCAGCAGCGGAGCCUGGGCCUCCAUCUCAGGCACUGCAUCAGUGAUCGGUGAUACCGCCAUCGUGAAGAAGUACUACUCGCCUGCACUCAAGGCAUGGCUUGGUGAUAUGGGCGAUGGCGUGCACGAUGGUGGACCAUCAGACCCCCGCAUUGGUCUUAUUAAGCUCCAGGCCAAGUUGGCCACACAUGUUGUUGCGCACAAGAGCAUGAUUGGCCGUGCCUAUGAAACUGUUAAGGGUGCUGUACAGGGCAACGUUCCUCAUGUCAAUGGCAUUCGGGAGCUGAGUUUGAAGGAAUUGGCUGAGUGUCGGUUGAUGCGACAUAUCAGUGCUAUGGCACUCCUCAUUGAAGUUGGGGAAGAUGAGUACCAGCCUACAAACUAUACCAAGGCGCUGAGCCUUCCUCAGAUUGGACAUGGGUAUCUCAGCCUUACCGCGUCCACUGGUGCAGGAACUUUGAAAUUCCACGAAUUUUCCCGUAAGCGUGGUUGGAUGAAUCCGACAGAUCCCUGGGACACAUCCCUAAUGUAUGCCUAUGGUACCGGCAAGAACAUAUUUCCCUGGGUGCGGGAUUUGGGCUACGGAGAUCACCUGAAUGAUUACCUUGGUGGUUACAACCUGGGUCGCCCACACUGGAUGGACCCCAGUGUCUACCCUGUGCAGGAGAGGCUUAUUGACGGUGCCGAUUCUAGCCCAGGUGCACCAUUUCUGGUGGACAUAGGCGGCAACGUGGGCCAUGACUUGAAGAGAUUCCAGAGUCGCUAUCCGAACGUCCCCGGAAAAUUGAUCCUUCAAGAUUUGCCUAUGAUGAUUGACCAGAUCAAGGAUCUAGAUUCGGCUAUCAUCCGAAUGGGUUAUGACUUCCAUGAUGAACAGCCCGUCAAAGGUGCCCGUGCCUAUUAUAUACACUCAACUCUACAUAACUGGUCAGACGAUGUGUGUGAAAUAAUACUUACACGAGUGAAAGAGGCUAUGAAGACUGGAUACAGCAGACUAUUGCUCAACGAGAACGUUAUGCCGAACAUCGGUGCCCAUUGGGAGACUACAGGACUCGAUAUGAUUAUGUUAACCCUAUUCUCUGCGGAACAGCGGACUAGCACAGCAUGGUAUGACUUGAUUGAAAGGAGGGCGGGUUUGAAGGUUGUCAAAGUGUGGGACGGUGGAAAGGGGGUAGAAAAUGUGAUUGAGUGUGAGCUGGUCUAA
This is a messenger RNA of Penicillium verrucosum, 1512 nucleotides long. RefSeq names its product blue light-inducible protein Bli-3. Bases 1 to 1512 code for a protein of 503 amino acids. The record is from RefSeq and is a predicted model, not a curated record. The transcript is spliced from 5 exons. Gene Ontology annotation, molecular function: O-methyltransferase activity. Lineage: Eukaryota; Fungi; Ascomycota; Eurotiomycetes; Eurotiales; Aspergillaceae.